Messenger RNA from Trachymyrmex cornetzi, 504 nucleotides. RefSeq lists its product as uncharacterized. Lineage: Eukaryota; Metazoa; Arthropoda; Insecta; Hymenoptera; Formicidae. The transcript has 5 exons. Gene Ontology annotation, biological process: sensory perception of taste. The record is from RefSeq and is a predicted model, not a curated record. Gene Ontology annotation, cellular component: membrane. Bases 1 to 504 code for a protein of 167 amino acids.
AUGACUAUCAAAAUGGCAUGCUAUUUUGGUUGGAUAGUACUUGACUUGCGCGAACUUUUCAAUACAAUACUUAUCAACAAUUAUGUAAAAUCAAGAACAAUAGCCGUCGCCGUGCUUUCAUUCUGCCUAUCUCAUCAUAUUUUCAAAUUCCUGCUUAUUAAUUAUAUGUGCGAAACAGUCAGUGUGAAGGCAGGUGCAACAGCAGAUUUAUUAAAUAGAUUAUCAUAUGUCACUUGUGAUGAUGAAAUUCGUGAACUUAUUUCUCAGUUUUCAUUGCGAAUAGUGUAUGCACCCCUUACAUUCUGUGGAAUCGGAUUUUUCCAAUUUGGUUUCAAAUUUCUUCAUAAGUUUAUCAUGUCUAUUGCGACUGUUUUAGUUAUAAUAAUACAAAAAAAGGCAGGUUCAAUUGCACGUAUACCGGGUGUUUCAGAUCAUCCGUAUACCCCAUUUAAAAACGAGGGAAGUGGUUACUUUAAAGAAUAUUUUAGACAAAAUCAUUGGUAA